Messenger RNA from Periconia digitata, 748 nucleotides. Lineage: Eukaryota; Fungi; Ascomycota; Dothideomycetes; Pleosporales; Periconiaceae. The record is from the annotation of a GenBank genome assembly.
AUGCAAGAAAUCGAGCUCAAUCCCUCCCCUUUCUCCCCAUCGUACACCUCACCCCACUCACCCCCAUCCCCCAACCACAUCUCGCUUUGUAUUUCAGCUCUCCGCCACUCUGCUUCAACCCGCCUCUCUGACCCACCAACCCGUAUCUUGCAAAGUAACACAAACCCACUAGACCGAGGGCUAGAAACCCUAAUAUUCCGCGAGAUCCUCGCGCACAAGUCACUUACACACAUUGCCAGUAACCUCGCUCUAGACGGAAAAUACCACAGCCCAACACACUACCCGGAAGCCUACACCUACCUCCUCUCCAACCGACCCCGUCUCACCGCCGACGACCUCCUCCGCCACGUGCUCUGGCGUCUGGACAAAAGCGAGUGGUGGCAGGAGAAAUGGGAGAGUGCGUUGUUUGGGGAGGGCGGUAAGGAAGGAGUUGCGUGGGCGCUUUGUGAGACCGAGUACAGGGAGAGUAAAGGGAAGCAGAGGGCAAAGGGGCCCAUGAUGAAUUGGGAAGGGGAUAAGCAUGGUGGGACAUACUGUGUGCAUGGGAAGAGGGUUAGGGGGAGGGGUUGCUGUGGGGUGUGGUAGGAUGAGGGAGAAGACUGAGGAGUAGUCGGGUGUUGGUUUCGGGAGAUCUUUCUCCUCAAGCAUGAGAUCUCUUUUGCACGGGGUGGGAGUGAUUGCGGGUUUGGUUUGUGGGUAAGAUCGGGCCGGAUGCCCAUUCGCUCUGACCGAACGUGCGUGUUGAGUU